AUGGAAUCUCGUGUUAAAUAUCUGAAUGAGCUGAUGUUAGCGAUUAGGGGCCUUACUGAUGACAGCACAAAGGUUGACUUGUUUGCGAGAGACGCACUCAUGACAAGCGAUCCCAAAGCCUUGAAGAUCAUAAGCAUUCUUUUGCAAAACUUGUCUUCGAGUUCAGUACCUACAGACGUCUUUUCUAAGUCUCUACAAGCCCUCGAUCUUCUGCUGCGAAAAAAACCACACUUACUCAUCUGUUCUUUGGAUUCAGAUGGUGGAAGCCAUAACGCUGGCAUCUUAUGGCUUCUUAACAAUUUCGUCAAUAUUGCUUGCACUCAUUGGGAGCAACCUGCGUAUCAAUGGUUAAUCAAAAGAAAGACUGAAAAUUGGUGUCAUCUAUAUUCCUCUUUGGCGGGUCUAAAUGCCGGACCGUUAUUGGCACGCUAUAUUUUGAGUAAAAUAGCGACAUUUGAAGCUCAAAUAACCAGCGUUUUUAGCUCUUCGCUAGAUUUGCCCUCUUUCAUUGGCACAUGCAAGCAGCUCUAUAUCAUUUGUGACUGGACCAAUCAGCACUCAUUUCAACUGGGCAUAUCAUCUAUCAACUCUUCUUUAGAGACAAACCGUUGGGAUAACGUUUUUCAAAGGCUCAUGAGAAUAACUUUUUAUAUUUUGGACUGCGUUGAUAUCGAUGUGGCAGCACUAAGUGCAUUGAAGUCAAAGUUUUUGGCACUUACAAUAAACUUUGCAGUUAAGCGGGGAUCCAGAUUUAGCAAGACACAACUAAGAGUCUUCUCAGAUACAGCAUUCAAAUUUGCAACUGAAACUUGUGUUAAUUGCAUUUUCGUCAAUGUUUCCUGUUUGAGACCCGAGGACGACGUCCUAGUGGCAAAGUCAGUUCUGCGUCUUUACCUGGCUAUUAGAGAGGAGCCCUCCACUUUCAAAAUGUUUUCGGAGUCGAUACCGUUUGAAAAAUGCAAUAGUAGCGCUGAAACCCCUUCACUUAUGGGACCAUUGACUAGAAAGGCUCUCCUUAUCACUCUUUCUGACAUGAAAAGAAAGGAGUUCACUCAAAAUGAGCCUAAAAUGGCUAUGGGAGCUUCAAUAGUUGACAAUGAGCAUUUGGAUGAACUUCAGAGUUUUGCUAACCAACCUUUCGCUCAAAAUCGACAGCUAGAAGCAUUAAGAAAGGAGGUGCAUAAGUCUAAUUCAUUUGAUUAUGGCGUCGAUAAGAGGAAUUCACUAUUUGCCGGCCUGAAGGAGAGUAACGUCCAAGUCGAGCCUUUGCUAAAAGAAGUUCAGACGAGUAUUACACAAAGCAUGCAGCAAAACAACAUCAGAAACGUAGUGUACGCAGUGCAUGUGUUAGGAAAAAUUUCUUGUUACGAGGGCGCACAUUCGAAAGGCCCUAUGAAAAUAGGAAAACCCUGCAAACUUUGUGAUAGUACACUAGCCAGCAAAGUUGUCGAUAAUGGAAGUCAUGCUAAGUUGGACGUUGCCAGAGCUAGUGGGGCAUACAGAGUGCUACAGGAUCAGUUGUUGAGUCAUCAAAAGCUUGAGGAGUUCAGUGAAGCUCUUUUGGCUGCUAUCGUCAUCGCGCUGCGACGAAUAUUUACACAUUUCCAUGCCCCCCCUGUGCUUCGUGAUAGCAGCACAAAAUCAUAUUCCACAAGUCCCUUUUCUUUUUUCAGUCGAGUUUCUUCAAUACCGAAUAGAUACUUGAGACUCUUAGCUGUCCCUCUGAUAACCAGUUGGUCCAACCCUUCUCCUGAUGACGCUGGAGAUGAAGAUUUCACUUACCUUGUAAGCUUUCUUCAAAGCAUUACACUUCAAUCUGCCACUGAAACAGUUCUUAUGUCGUGGGUUCGUCUGACUCUAGCAUCAUCUGGAGAAAGUUUUGAUCCAUUGCUCGUGAAACUAAUUGAUAUUUUCAAUUCUGCAAGCAUUGCCGAGCGUCGUAUGAUGAAGCAUCAACUUCGCUAUGUCUCUUGGCUGAAAAAGAAGACGCCGUAUCGACUUUUAUCCCCAGUACUACCUCUGCUUCUGAAGCAAAUUGGCAAGAAUAUUCAAGAGAAAAUGUCAUCAUUUCAAAGACUGACUGAUUUCGUUGAAUAUCCCAGCAAGACAAUUCUUGAAAACUUCCAAAGGUACGUCGUACCAUACGCAAUAACGCAAUACAAAGAUGAUGUUAUAUCUGUGAUCUCGAAUAUAAUGUGUGACCAUGAUCCUGAAGAGCUACCUGCACAAAAAGAUAGGCUCCUCAGGAAAAACAGCCGUGCAAUCUUUGCCGUUGCCUUGGUAAAACAUUGUUUCUACUCUAUCGACACAAUUGAGUCUCUUUUUACCAACUGCUUGCCUACUUUUGAAAGAUCUUACGUCUCCGCCUACCUACCUGACUACAAGACCCUUGCUGAAGUUUUGAAGCUUUUCAAAAAUCAUGAUGAUGCCAGUAACACUAAAGGCGAGAACGAAAAGAUGGUGUUGUGUGCUUUGAGAUUCUUGCUCACGACAAUAGGCCCAAAAGUUCGGCGCGCCUCGAAGGCAAAACUAUUGAAUGAAUGGACAGAUGAUCAGGAGGCACAUUUUCAGAAAAAACUACAGGAAAAUGUGUUAGGAAUAUUCCAAGUUUUCUCAGGUGAUAUGCAUGACGUUGAAGGGCGCACGACAUACUUUGAAAAGCUGCGCGUUAUCAACGGGAUACGCUUUCUUAUUAUAAACGCAUCCUUGGAAUGCAUAAUUUCUGCGCUGGCGCAAAUUAGCAUAUGUCUGCAAAGCGGACAAGAGGUCUCAGAGGUCCGUGAAAGUGUUUUGAAUUGUUGGCUGAACCUGAUCAAUAGACUGACGGAAGAGCAGCUAUUGACAGUGGUUGAUAAUUUUGCUCCUUUCCUCCUUCAAAGGCAUUCAUCUUUCAAUAACAAAGCCAAAAAGAUCACGGAAAACAUCAUUCAGGUACUCGUAAAUGAGAAAGGGGGCCUGGUGUUGAAUUUUCGACCAUACAUUACGCUUGCUUUGGUAAAUGCGACGGACCUCAAGGUUCUAGAAAAGAACAGAUUUUUCGCAAGGUCUGUUAAUAGAGUUCUCUACACUACUGACUGGUUUUUAGAGUACUCCAACAACUUGAAAAGCAAGAACAAAUACCUUAUUCGCCAAACCUUAAGUGACAUGAAAGCACUCUUGCAAACCAAAGAGCUAGAAGGCCUUUUAAGAGCCACCUACCAUAAUACUGCACAGACAGAUAUCUCGAUCCUGUUGGGUAGUCUCCUUGAUGCUUCUUACCGAUUUCGAAGUGAGGAUAUCGAGUUGUGUGAACAAUGCACAGCGAUAAUCGGAAUAAUUGGAGUCUUAGACACUACGAAACAUCAGCUUCCAAGAUCAUCUGCUCAUAUGCACGAAGUUUAUGACUUUGUUGAUCACGCUCAAACGGUCAAGUUCUUGAUCAACAUCAUGAAUGAGAUACUAGUCCCUGCUUUUUGGGAAAGCGAGAACCCCACCAAACAGCUAUUCGUCGCAUUGGUGAUGCAAGAAUCUUUGAAGUUCUGUGGUCUCAGUUCAUCAUCAUGGGACAUCCUAAAGCCCGAGCUCUAUCCCAAUGAAACGCGACUUUGGAACAAAUUCGACGAUGUUGCCAAAACGACUCUCUAUCCUCUCCGAUCCUCCUUGUACAUGGCCCAGUCAUGGAAAGAGUACGCACCAAUUGAAUAUCCAUCUUUCAACCCUAAACAAGGAUACAAAACAUGGCUGAAAAACCUCACGCUUGACCUUUUGAAAACCGGUACAGAUGAAUCUCAUCCGCUGCACGUUUUUGCAUCGCUGAUAAGGGAAGAUGACGGAUUUCUGUCUGAGAACCUUCUUCCUUACGUUGUGAUUGACAUUUUGAUAAAGGCUGACAAGGACAAGGCGUUUUGCAGUUAUGCAGAAAACCUCAAACUAGAGUUCAGAUACAUCUUUGAAUACAGCCUUUCCUCCUUGAAUCACUACCAAAUCGAUGCAAUCAAGCGCUGCUACGAGAUUAUUUUCAAAAUACUGGAAUACUGUAAAAAAUGGAUCACUCAAUUCAAACAGUCUUACAGCCGGAAGUAUGGCACCUUCACGAUUCAUGAGCAAAAGUAUAUUUCGAUGUUGGAGAGGGUUGAAGAGUUCUUGGAAAUUAACUCCUUUGGUUUAAUGGCACGAAGGUCACUGGAGACUAACUCAUUCGAAAGAUCCGCUCUAUAUCUUGAGCAAUCUUACAGAGCAAAGGACAAAAUAUAUGCCGAGGACGAAGGCCUUCUUGCCCAUUUGCAAACAACUUAUGCGGAAAUCGGUGAUAUUGAUGCUGUAGAAGGUGUGCUCAAAGUGUUUUCCACGGAAAGUGUCACCUCUAAAAUCGACGAGCUACAGUACUCCCAUAACUGGAACAUGGCCCAGCAAUGUUUUGAGGCUUUGGGGCAAAUUACGAAACCAGUCGAAAAAUAUGAAGAUCUGUGCAAUUCCGGUAACACAAAGAUGCUCAAGUCCAUGUUUGAUCAUCAGCAAUAUGAGCAGGUCGUUAAUAAACUGAACGUUCUCUCGACUGAUCAGGAUUACCCAAUGAGCUCUCUGCCUUUAGAAUGGGUGAGUGUGGGUUUGGAGAGCGCCUACCUGAGCGCACAAUCGAAAGAUCUUCAAACGUGGAUGGAGAGAAUCGAGAGAUCGGAGGGCGCUAGUGACCCAAUGAUACUGCUACAUUACAAUUUCGCUAAAGUCUUAACAUCUCUCGCCAAGCGAGAUAAGAACAAGGCGCUUGAUUAUACCCAGAAGUGUCACAGACUGAUCGGAUCAAACUUCUUACCGCUAUCUACCAAUACCACGCUCGUUAAGAUCCGCGACAUAAUCCUAAGAUUGCAUGCCCUCCGAGAUUUAUGGCUUAUUUCUGACACAGGAGUUCUCAAUCGUUCUAAAACAGAUGAUGAAGUACUGGACAAGCGCUUAGAAAAAAUCGGUGCUGACUUCGAGCCCCGUAAUUUUUUACUAUCAAUUCAGCGAUCAUACAACGUCCUCAAAGACGAUGGGCAGAGCAGUUCACAGUUGGCCGAUAAUUAUUUCAAAAUUGCACAAAACGCCAGGAUAAACGCGCGGCCUGAUCUGGCUAGUCGCGCCUUAGUUCAUGCACUCAUUUCUGACCAUCCGUCUGCUGAUUUAGAGUACGCCGAAAUUCUUUGGUUUGAAGGCGAACAUGACAAGGCCAUCAAGCUUGUGGCUGAGAUACAUCGAAAAAUGAUGGGCAGCGAAAGUCAUCUCCCUCGUGAACGAGCCAAGGUCCUCUUGAAAUAUACAGAGUGGAUGGUGAUUUCUAAUAACUCUAUCUCGGAGCAGAUCAUCAAGCAAUAUAAUGAUGUCAUUCGCAUGGAUCCUAGCUGGAGUGAUCCUUAUUAUUCACUUGGCCUGUAUUUUAGCAGACUUCUGGAGAAGCGUAGGGCUGAGGGCUAUACCUCAAACGGGCGCUUCGAGAGUAAGUCGAUCUCCUUUUUCCUUUUGUCGUUCGAAAAAGAUGUUUCGAGAACAAGAGAAGCCCUGCCCAAGGUUGUCACCUUUUGGCUGAAUACUGCAAAUGCGUAUGUCUCCGAAAGCAAUACCACCAAAAAAGAAGCAAUUAAGAGAUCGAUUGAAGACAUUUGCAGAAAAGUCGAAACUGCCAUCAACAAUUGCCCUAUUUUCAUAUGGUACUCUGUUUUAACCCAAAUAUUGUCACGACUGCUUCAUGGUCAUAAACUAUCAGUUCAACUUAUGAUGAGUAUUCUACUGAAUCUGUCUCUGGAGUACCCAUCGCAUGUACUGUGGUACAUAUCUGUACUGCAAAAUUCGUCUUCUUCCAGCAGAACUGCAAUUGGGAGGCAACUCUCUAGUCAGUUCCGGGAAAAGCAUCGUCACCCGGAGGAAUUAGCCAACUUUUCGGAUGAACUCGUUAGAAAUUUGACCAAUGUUUGCACCAAAGACGUCAAAAGCUCGACGAGCAGAUCUGGAAAACUGCUUGACAGAGACUUUGGGUUUGACCUUAGCUUGGCUCCCUGCAAUAUGGCUGUACCCGUAAAUGCAAACUUGGAGGUUUUGAAUCCGACGGCGGCUCAAAACUUAGCAAAGUUCCAGCCUUUUCGAAGUUUGAUUUCAAUCGCUAAAAUAGGCUCCUCAUACAAGGUAUUUUCCUCUUUGAAAAGGCCAAAGAAAUUGAACUUCGUUGGCACUGAUGGAAAGAUCUAUGGCAUUAUGUGCAAGAAAGAGGACGUUCGACAGGAUAAUCAAUAUAUGCAAUUUUCCACCGCGAUGGACUUUCUUCUGAGCAGAGACUUGUCUUCGAGAAAGAGAAAACUAGGGAUCACCACUUAUGCGGUGGUCUCUUUGCGCGAAGAUUGCGGUCUGAUUGAGAUUGUUCCAAACGUUGUGACUUUGCGAUCCAUCUUUGUGACCAAAUAUGAUGGAAUGAAGAUCAAAUAUAGUCUGAAAUCAAUGCACGAGAAAUGGCAGACUCUACCAAGUGAUCAGAAGUCGGGCUUUUUUAAAGAUUUGUUAUCAAAGUUCCCUCCAGUUUUGUUUGAAUGGUUCUUGGAGACAUUUCCUGACGCUAUUGUAUGGUACAACUCGCGAAAUACAUUUUCUAGGUCAUAUGCCGUGAUGGCCAUGGUCGGUCAUAUUCUUGGGUUAGGUGAUCGCCAUUGUGAAAAUAUUCUUCUAGAUGUGGAAACAGGGAAAGUUCUUCACGUAGACUUCGACUGCCUCUUCGAGAAAGGGAAAAGGCUUCCUAUUCCCGAAAUCGUGCCAUUCAGGCUCACGCAUAACCUAGAGGAUGCUUUGGGAAUCGCCGGAACCGAGGGUACUUUCAAAAAAUCAAGCCAGGUAACGCUGCAGCUGAUGAGGGAAAAUGAGGUGGCUCUGGUAAAUGUCAUCGAAACCAUUUUGUAUGAUCGAAAUAUGGAUCAUUCGCUACACAAGGCUCUUAAGGUGGUUCGCAACAAAAUAAGAGGAGUCGACUCUCGCGAUGGUCUGAUUUUGAGUGUGGCUGGUCAAGUGGAAACUGUUACUCAAGAAUCAACAUCGGAAGAAAAUUUGAGUAGAAUGUAUAUCGGGUGGCUACCCUUCUGGUAA
Lachancea sp. 'fantastica' is the source of this 7080-nucleotide messenger RNA. NCBI's taxonomy places the organism in Eukaryota, Fungi, Ascomycota, Saccharomycetes, Saccharomycetales, Saccharomycetaceae. The record is from the annotation of a GenBank genome assembly.